AUGGACAUACUGAUGGUGAUAUUGGCGCUUGCGUCCGUCUUUAGUGCGUUGGCGCAGCAAAGUGGCAAUCUCUUGGACACCGUCGGUAUGUUCCGGAAACUGAUGCACGAAAGCCGAAAGCCUUUAUCCGGUAACAUAAUAAUUCGUUACCCGCCGAAGAAACGCAAUCCACGAAUGCAGAAACACUACUCGGGUGCAAAACCGUUUAUGUGUGCGAAUUCAACAGCAUUUGGUAGAUCACCCAGUCGUCCAAAAUCAGUUCAUGAAUUACGACCUGGUGAUAUUGACGUGAUUGCAGCGAUGGGCGAUUCUUUGAUAGCUGGAAACGGAGCAAUGGAAGAAUGGGCAUUUGGUACUAUGAUAGAAUAUCGUGGAAUAUCAUGGUGCGUAGGAGGUGAAGGUACAUGGCGUGAAUACCUCACCCUUCCAAAUAUUCUCAAAGAAUAUAAUCCUAACCUAAAAGGAUAUUCAACCGGAACCGGUGAAUUUCUCUCGGAACACGCGCAGUUAAACGUAGCAUUUCCGGUGUCAGCCGAUGCGGACGCACUGAGACAAGCUAAGAUUUUAGUCAAAAAGAUGAAACAACAAGGUGUUGAUAUACAGAAUGAUUGGAAAAUGAUUACGAUAUUUUUUGGUGCUAAUGAUUUAUGCUCAGCGCAAUGUUUUGAUAAAGAAGCAGCUUCACCACGACAACAUGCAAGGAAAUUAAUGUUAGCUUUGGAUUAUCUACAGAGUAAACUACCAAGGACAUAUAUUAAUUUAAUACCAGUCAUAGAUGCAACUGUAAGCGUCCGAAUAAAACGUUCAAUCAUGUGUCACAUGUUGCAUCAUUUAUUCUGUACUUGUUUCCAUCAAGCUGGAAAUGUUGACGAAAUGUCUACAAUUGUGAAUUUAACCAGAGAUUAUCAAUAUGCUGAGGAAUUAUUGUUAAAUUCCGGGCGAUACAACAUGAGAGAUGAUUUCACAGUUGUGUUACAACCAUUUAUGAAACUUUUCAAUGCUCCGGAUGACCCUAUCAGGCGAUUUAGUGAAGUGAUCGACAUCUCAUACAUCACACAUGAUUGUUUUCACUUUUCAAAAGGCCAUGCAUUAGCAGCGAAUAUGUUAUGGAAUAAUUUGCUGGAACCAAUUGGCAGGAAAACUACAACCAAAUUGAGCGGCAUUUUAGACGAAUUUAAGUGUCCUACAAGUUCCAAUCCGUAUUUUUUCACGUGGAAAAAUAGCAAAACUUUUCUAGAGACUGGCAGCCAAUUGAAAACAUAACAAAUAAUUUAAUGACUAUCGAGUUGAUUCUUGACAA
Messenger RNA from Dalotia coriaria, 1300 nucleotides. Its product is annotated as phospholipase B1, membrane-associated-like. NCBI's taxonomy places the organism in Eukaryota, Metazoa, Arthropoda, Insecta, Coleoptera, Staphylinidae. Gene Ontology annotation, molecular function: glycerophospholipase activity. Gene Ontology annotation, biological process: phospholipid metabolic process. The record is from RefSeq and is a predicted model, not a curated record.